Messenger RNA from Notolabrus celidotus (New Zealand spotty), 999 nucleotides. RefSeq lists its product as uncharacterized. Gene Ontology annotation, biological process: regulation of heme biosynthetic process. Bases 269 to 577 code for a protein of 102 amino acids. The transcript has 5 exons. Gene Ontology annotation, cellular component: mitochondrial membrane. Lineage: Eukaryota; Metazoa; Chordata; Actinopteri; Labriformes; Labridae. The record is from RefSeq and is a predicted model, not a curated record.
UGAUGGAUUAUGGGUAGUGGAGUAGACGGGUAGGAAAGAAACAGUAGAAGAAGAGCUAGAGAGAGUAGGAGAAGUUGAGACGAAUGUAUGUUCUGACAGUGUCCUGAAAUAAAGAGGUGACCCGGUUUUUGCAACUCGUCUCCACUGCAAGUUAUUGUAAGCAGCCCGGACUGCUUGUUACCAGCACUACAACGAGCCAAACAGUAGUGUCGUUUUCUACGGCAGACGCCACGGAGCUGAAAAGUGUUUUUCUGUUCCCAGCUUUGAGAUGGCAGUGGACUGGAUCGGGUUCGGCUAUGCUGCAGCCAUCGCCCUUGGAGGAUUUAUGGGCUACAAGAGAAAAGGUAGUGUGAUGUCCCUGAUGGCUGGUUUAGUUUUCGGUGGGUUUUCUGCUUAUGGUGCGUACAACAUCUCUAAUGACUCAAAGGACAUCAAGAUUUCAUUAUUGGCAGCAGGAGUCUUAUCUCUCGUAAUGGGAAUGAGAUACAAGAAAUCUGGCAAAGUAAUGCCUGCUGGCAUCAUGGCGGGGCUGAGUCUGCUGAUGGUGUUCCGGCUGUUACUCCUCCUCAUUGCGUGAUCCUACAAACAACACCGACAGGAUGGAGAGCUUUCUGUCCCUCCAUGAACAAGCCUUGUUUUAAAGGAAACAUCAUUCCCAGUUUGGAUACCAAACAAAUUCUGCUUAUGUGCUGAAACUUAAUGACCAUGUGACAAAAGUCAUUGCAAAUGCCACUAAUGUGUAUAACAAAGCAGUAUGAAAACGCACAAGUUUAAUUUUCAUAAUGUAUUAUCACGAGUUUGCAGCAAAGCACAUGUAUGUGAUGCUUUUGUUUGUCUUUGCAGAAUGUUUGUGUACACUAAUACCAGGGUUUCAAAGCUAUAAUAUUUUGUUCUCGACUAUUUACAAGAGACAGUGUAUCUUUUACAUUUGACUUUACUAAAGGAUGUAAUCUGAGCUUUUUUUUAAAUGGAAGCAAAUUAAACAAACAUGAAUCUAAA